UAAACAAUGUACCCCAGUCACUUGCCAGGAAGUCCUGGAGGAGACAAAACUAGAUGUAAAGAUGAAAUUAGGACAAUUCUUAUGUAAGCGUUUAUACUCACGAGUUAUCACUGGCAGAAUAAAGCACGGUUCAGUUAUUUGAUAUGUCGAGAUCGAUCUAAAAUUGAAUCAAAAACCACGUAUCAAAUAACUAGUAAUUAAUGUCGUCGGCAUCGCUUGCUUAAGCUACUACCGGGUAAGGUAAGAUGGUUCAGAGCUUCUUCCAGCCAACAAAUAAGCAAACAAGCAAUUCAAGGCCGAGAAGAACAAGCAUUCUUUACUCAAAAUGGCGGGGAACAAGGAGCGGGAAAUUCAAAGCGGUUUAGCUGGUAAUUUUGAGGCUGAAAAGGACGACGAAGCGCAAGAGAAGGAGAUCUGCAACAAUUUUAGUCAUAUAAAAGAACUGUUGGACAUGUGUACACAGAAAUGUUUGGCCCCUGUUAGAUUUAAAAAGAUCUCCUCCUGCUUCAAGAAGGUCAGAGAGAAGAAUCCAGCAAUCUUUGACAGUAUUGUACCACAACUUAUUGAACAUUUGAAAGUCAACAUUGAGCAAGAACUUGAGCUCAUGUUUCAACAAGAGAAUCUGGUCCAUCUAUGUCAACAGCUGGAUGAACUACAACCACAGUCAAUUGGUCAAGAGGAGGCAUGGCGACCCUCUGGUACACCAAGUGAAGAUAUCAAAGAUCAUGUUCUAUCUGUUAAGUUAGAACUUCGUCAAAAACUUCGAGAUAAGCUGAAACAGUUGCAAGAUGAAAAUGAGACAUUAAAAAGAAGUUUACAUGAGACAAGAGAAGAAAUCACUGAAACAGAAAAGAGAAUAACUGCAAAACAUAAUGAACUACAAAAGAUAUCAUCAUCAUGCGAUUCUUUAACAACUUGCAAUAACAAUGAAGAUAACAAGUAUUCAUUGGAAGAAAUUAUAAAGGAACUCAACAGAUGAAAAAUCAAACAUGAAAUUUUAAAUAUAAUUCUCU
Dendronephthya gigantea is the source of this 1013-nucleotide messenger RNA. Its product is annotated as polyamine-modulated factor 1-like. The coding region runs from base 326 to 979 and encodes 217 amino acids. The transcript is spliced from 7 exons. Gene Ontology annotation, biological process: chromosome segregation. Gene Ontology annotation, cellular component: MIS12/MIND type complex. NCBI's taxonomy places the organism in Eukaryota, Metazoa, Cnidaria, Anthozoa, Malacalcyonacea, Nephtheidae. The record is from RefSeq and is a predicted model, not a curated record.